Messenger RNA from Stegodyphus dumicola, 386 nucleotides. RefSeq lists its product as uncharacterized. The record is from RefSeq and is a predicted model, not a curated record. NCBI's taxonomy places the organism in Eukaryota, Metazoa, Arthropoda, Arachnida, Araneae, Eresidae.
GUUAUUUUAAUGCUGCUUCCCCUAACUGGGGAUACACCUACCAAAACCAAGUAGGGCAAAUUGUUGAGGACUUUGUAGAUAGUAAUGCAACGUUAGUCAUGUAUGAUAAAGAUGAUCCUAAUACCUUCAUCCACUAUUCAGGCAGUUCUACUAACCCUUAUUUAACCACAGUUUCAGCAAACUUAAUUGACUAUUACAAGAAAACUGUAAUUGGGGACCGAGGAAGUAGUCACCAAAUGGUAAAAACAACAAUUACUACCAACCAAAAACAGAUAAGAAAUAACUCAAGAAUUAUGUGGAACUUCAAUAAGGCCAAUUGGAAGGCCUUUACAGAAGGUAUGAAACAUCAAAUAAACACUCUUCUGAAUGAUGCUUCACCUCAAUAA